Juglans microcarpa x Juglans regia is the source of this 1670-nucleotide messenger RNA. RefSeq names its product protein SAR DEFICIENT 1-like. The transcript is spliced from 7 exons. Lineage: Eukaryota; Viridiplantae; Streptophyta; Magnoliopsida; Fagales; Juglandaceae. Gene Ontology annotation, molecular function: DNA-binding transcription factor activity; sequence-specific DNA binding; calmodulin binding. The record is from RefSeq and is a predicted model, not a curated record. Gene Ontology annotation, biological process: regulation of salicylic acid biosynthetic process. Gene Ontology annotation, cellular component: nucleus. Bases 179 to 1375 code for a protein of 398 amino acids.
UGGAGAACUAAGAAAAGUAAACCUAAUCUCAAUCAGCCGAUCGAUCGGUUGUUCGAAAGUAAGGUGAAAGUGCAUAGGAGGCGCGCAUGAAUGUUGUGGUAUAUAUUGACAGGUUUCCUCAGGGGCCCCAUUAAUGGAGUACUGAGAUGCAGGAUCCUUCCCAGAACUCUUCAGGGUAAUGUCGGGGAAACGAUUGUUUAGCGAAUCCCAAUACAAGGAAGAUGAGCCAGCAGACAAACGACUAAAACCUAGACGGCUUUCUCUUGCUUCUGUUAUUGGAAAAGUGAUCAAGCUGAAUUCCAUGAACAAACUUUUAUCAGACUUGGAACCUUGGCUUAGGAGAUGGGUGAAUGAAGAGUUGGAAAAUGCUCUAAGGCGCUGUAAUUCCCACCUUUUUACUCGGUUUCAUCCAUUGGAAAACCAAGCAGAAGUGGAGACAUCAAGCUGCUUGCAACUUAUGUUUAGUAAGAAGGUUUUACCUUCUACUUUAUUCACAGCAAGCAAGAUUGCAGACAUGGACAACAAUCCCCUUCAACUUGUUCUUGUAGAUCAGAGAAGUCCUAGUACUAGUACUGGAGAUCGAGUGCUGGUUCCACUUGGGGAUCUGUCUUUAUACCCAAUCAAAAUAGAAAUUGUUGUACUAAAUGGUGAAUUCCCUCUUGGGGGCGGUGAAACUUGGAGUAGUGAGGAGUUUAAUCAGAACAUUGUGAAGGAGAGAGCCGGCAAACGGCCUUUGCUUGCCGGAGAGUUGUGUGUUACCAUGAGGCAGGGGCUUGGCCUGGUCGGAAAGAUAGAAUUUACAGACAAUUCAAGCUGGAUCCGGUGCCGGAAAUUUAGGCUUGGUGCAAAGGUUGCACCAGGAAGUUACAAAGGAACAGUGAGGAUCCAGGAAGCCAUUACUGAAGCUUUUGUCGUCAAAGAUCAUCGUGGAGAAUCGUACAAGAAGAAGCAUCCACCAAUGUUGGAGGACGAAGUUUGGCGUCUAGAGAAGAUUGGGAGAAAUGGAAUUUUCCAUACGAAGCUGAGCUCUCAAGGCAUCAACUCAGUUCAAGAUUUCUUGAAGUUGUAUGUUGUCGACGCUCCAAGGCUUAGAGAGAUUUUAGGUCCUGGAAUGUCUGAGAAAAUGUGGCAAAUAACCAUAAGGCACGCUAUGACUUGUGUUUUGGGAAACAAACUGUACAGUUUCCAGGGAAAUGAUAAUUGCGUCAUUAUCCUUAAUCCAAUAUGCCAUGUUGUUAAAGCUUUCAUUGAUGGGCAACUAUUCCUAUUCCCUGCAGCUAGUGAUGAUCUUUCUGUUCAAACGAAGUAUCAUAUUCAGAGUUUGGUGAGGGCAGCAUAUGAAAAUUGGAAUUCCUUGCAAUUAUUUGAAUAUUGAGACUGCCAGCUUACUGCCAUAUAUAAGGUAUGAUAUAUAUAUUCCUUAGCAUAUUAUAUAUGUAUAUAUAUAACUAUCUAGCUACCUGAUUAAUUACCAUGUUAGAGACAAAUUAAUAUAUAUGUAAUUGACAGGCGAAAUGAUGGAGGAAGAUGAUCUCAAGAUCGAUCAACAGUCUUUGGUGAAUUGAUUUCGGCGAGAUGGAUACAUAUAUUACAGAAAGAAGUGGAACAGAAAGAAGUGGGGGUAUAUAUGGAAUAUUAGGUAGUACUGAAAAGAUUGACUUAAUUAAAGA